AUGAAGAUUCAAUCCUUUGGCCUACUUUCUCUUCUUGUCGUCGUCUCUUGGACUUCGAAUGGUUCUGCAUUCGUUCCAAGAUCUAUCACGACAAGAUCUAGCACCUCUUCUUUUGCCCUCUCGGCUGCGGCUACAAGUGAUCUUCCGGCUGUUCGAUCGGCCAUUGCCGAUCUCGUCAAGGAGAAGAACUGCGGUCCCAUUCUGAUUCGAUUGGCUUGGCACGAUGCUGGAACUUAUUCGAAAGAGGACAACUCGGGUGGUCCUCGCGGUGUCAUGCGAUUGGAGGGCGACAAAUGUGAGGCUGAUUUUGGUGCCAACGCUGGCCUUGCAGUAGCACGUGACUUGAUUCAAAUUAUCAAGGACGAUCUGGCUGCUGACAUGUCGACUGCUGACUUUUGGGCCUUGGCUUCCAUUGUGGCCAUUGAAGAGAUGGGUGGACCCAAGAUUAAAUUCCGCAUGGGCCGCAAGGACGCCAAAGAAGUUAGCGAGUCUGUCCCCGAAGGUCGUCACCCUGAUGGCGACAAGGGAUCGGAUCACUUGCGCGAAGUCUUUGGCCGAAUGGGAUUGACCGACCAAGACAUUGUCAUUUUGAGUGGAGCUCACACUGUCGGAUCUUGUCAUUUGGAUCGCAGUGGAUUUGAUGGUCCCUGGACCGAACAACCAUACCAGUUUGACAAUUCUUACUAUAAGGAUAUGCUCAAUAAGCAGUGGAAGGAAACAGAAACUAGUGCAGGAAACCCUCAGUACAAUUCUGAUUCCGGUACCAUGAUGUUGAUUAGUGAUUUGGCUUUGAUGAAAGACGACAAGUUCCGAGUCUACGUUGACAAGUAUGCUCAAGACCAAGACGCCUUCUUUGCCGACUUUGCUGAAUCCUACCAAAAGUUGUUGGAGCUAGGAUGCAAGGACCUCCAAGACGCUUAG
This is a messenger RNA of Cylindrotheca closterium, 921 nucleotides long. Lineage: Eukaryota; Bacillariophyta; Bacillariophyceae; Bacillariales; Bacillariaceae. The record is from the annotation of a GenBank genome assembly.